AUGAAGCGAGGAACACUUGAAGUACUUCUUGUUGAUGCUGAAGACAUUAGACACACCAAUGUUCUCGGUACACCGGCCUACUAUGUUAUCUUAGAGUGUGGCACUCAAGUGUACAGAAGCAAAAAAUCAUCAGAAGAAGAUGAAAAAGUUUGCUGGAAUGAAAAAUUCACAUUUGAAUUUUCUGAUUGGAAAAAUUUGACUCAUCUCAAAUUCAGAAUUAUGGACACUGAGAUGUUCACAGAUGAUGGAUUUGUUGGUGAAACCAUGAUUCAUAUUGGUGGAAUUAUUACUGAGGGAAAGGACAGAGGAUUCAUUGAAGUAAAACCAGCUCCAUAUAAUGUUGUACUUGAAGAUGACACCUAUAAAGGAGAGAUAAAGAUUGGAUUCAGAUUUGUUGCAAAUAAAGACGCAGUAGUGAACACAAGGGAGUACUUAGCAGAGAACAACACUAAACCAAGAGGAUCAAUCUGCAGGACCAUUGCGAACUUAUGGAAAGGUUUAUGGUGGAAGUUUUUGUUUGGUCAAAGAACGGAUUCAAAUAACAGUCGGAAACAUAUUAAGGAAUGUUAG
Rosa rugosa (rugosa rose) is the source of this 570-nucleotide messenger RNA. Its product is annotated as elicitor-responsive protein 3. NCBI's taxonomy places the organism in Eukaryota, Viridiplantae, Streptophyta, Magnoliopsida, Rosales, Rosaceae. The coding region runs from base 1 to 570 and encodes 189 amino acids. The transcript has 6 exons. The record is from RefSeq and is a predicted model, not a curated record.